GCGACCCAAUAUUCUCCACAUCCACCAGCGCCUCAAGCUCCUCAAACCCACCAAACUCUGGGUUUUUCCCAAACCAGAUCUGGCAUUUCAGCAGCCUCGCACCAGAUUCUGGGUAUGUUGUCCUAGGUCGAGAGAGUGAGAUUGAGUUGAGAAAUCCAACUCGUAAACGAUCAAGGAGGAAUUUGGAAAGGGAAGAGAAGUCGAAAGAGAUUGAGAAGGAGAAGCAAUGUUGGGGAAGAGUGAAGAGGAAGGGGAGAAUAAGGAAGAAGAAGAGUUUGUGUUUCUGACCUCCUCUUGGAUGCAAAACAAAUGAACACUAGUGUCUCUAUAUAUAUAGGAUGGAAUGUUGGGUUGUGUAAAACUAUGGUGUUUAGAGGAUCAAUGAAAUUCUAAAUGAUUUAGAAAAGGGAAUGAGAAUCGGCAAGGGAGCUGCAAAGUCCAAGAAGAAAAGGUUGUGGCCAAUCUAAGAGACUACUUUGGGUAGUGAAAGUGAAGGACGAGGCAAAAGCAGAAGUGGACAUGAAGAAAGCUCCAAAACAAAGUUGAAAGUAGUACUUGGAAGGAUAUGUUUGGAGGCAUGAUAGAUUAGAGGAUGCUUUGGCUUUUUGCCCCCAAAAGCCCCCUUUGUAGCUUUUGGAGAAGAUGGGUGCCUUUUUCUUUUCACUUGGUUUUGCGGGAGGGUAAAAGACAGAGGUUAGAAUAUUGGGAGAAAGAAUCUUUCUUAGGUCCUCAUUAUCGUUUGAUUGAACAAUAAUGUAUGACAAAGACAGGGAUACAAACAUUCUUGUCUUAGAAUGUGUUUUGUCUUGAAGAUUCUCUUGCGUUUGCUAUUUUUCUGUGUGGCUAAGCAUCUUAGGAUCAGAUUUGAGUUAAUUGUGCUAGCCGUCUUUCUCUGAGCCUAUAAGCAUAAUGGCUGAACUCGUCCUUAACUUCGUCACCCCAAUCAUAGAGAAUGCAGUUUCUAAAGCAAUUUCACUUGCUGCUGCACAAAUCAGCAUGGCAUGGGGUCUGGAGAAGGAGCUGAGGGAGCUCACUCAAACACUAACUAUGAUCCAAGGAUUGCUUCAAGAUGCUGAAGGGAGGCAAGAAAACAAUCCAGCCAUAUGGAAUUGGUUACAGCAGCUCAGAGAUGUAGCUUAUGAUGCAGUGGAUGUACUGGAUGAGUACGGUUAUGAGGUUCUUAAGCACAAAGUUCAGACUCAACGCCGAAAGAGGAAACAGGCGCACACCUUCUUUGCUCUUUUCAAUUGCAUUGCCUUUCGUCUUAGCAUGGCUGAUAAGAUUAGGAAGAUUAAUAGGACUCUGGUUAAAAUCAACAACCAUGGGGUUUCAGAUUUGCUGAUCAAAUUUAGUGACCAAAGUCAUUCCACUGCUAGUGCAAGGCCAUAUCCUAGGACAGAUUCCAUCCUUGAUUGUUUAAAAUUUGUAGGAAGGGAUAAUGAUGUCUUAGAAAUUGUCAACAAGCUGGAGAACAUAAGGAGUCAACAUCUCCUCUCUGGCAUUUCAAUAGUAGGCUUGGGGGCCAUAGGCAAGACAACAUUAGCAAAAUCAAUAUGCAGUAUGGUAAAAGAACAAAAGUUGUAUGAUCUGGUGGCUUGGGUUUGUGUGUCCGAGGAAUUUGAUGAGAAAACAAUAUUGGGAGAUAUGUUAGAAUACCUUGAUGGCUUUGCUGGUCAAAUGAAUAAUAUAGACGCACUUAUUCAGAAGCUUGGGCAGAAGUUAGAAAAUAGAACAUUUCUUUUAGUUCUUGAUGAUAUGUGGAAUGAUGAUAGAGACAAGUGGGAUAGUUUUAAAUCUCGUUUGUUAAAAAUUUUAAAAACCAGUGGAAACUCCAUGCUUGUGACUACUCGUAGUGAUACGGUAGCAUCCAUAAUGGAGGCACUUCCAAUGCAAAAACAUGAUAUGGUAAAGCUAUCAGAUCAUGAAUGUUGGUUGAUAAUUGAGGGCAUAGUUCUCAGAUCAUCAACAGAAACUUCAAUACCUUUGGAUUUAGAAGGUAUUGGACAAGAAAUUGCCAAAAAAUGUGGGGGGUUGCCAUUAGUUGCAAGUGUAAUUGGAGGAGCACUGAGUCAUGAAAUGAAGACAGAUAAGUGGCAAGAGAUCCUAGAUGAUGAAGCAUGGAUUUUGCAAGAUGAAAAUAAGAAGAUUUUAUCUAUAUUGAAAAUUAGUUUCGAUCGUUUUCCUUCAUCCUUAAAAACGUGCUUCUCUUAUUGUUCAAUUUUUCCAAAGGAUGCUGUCAUUUUCAAAGAUGAUUUAAUUCAACUUUGGAUGGCUCAAGGGUUUCUUCACAAUUCUAAUGGAAGCCUUGUGGAAAUGGAGGAUAUUGGUAAUGAGUAUUUCAAUGAGUUGUUAUCUAAUUCUUUACUUCAAGAUAUUAAAUGGGAUCUUUAUGGGAAUAUUGAAUCUUGCAAAAUGCAUGAUGUAGUGCAUGAUCUUGCAUUGCUUGUGUCAAAAGGUGAGACCUUGGUUUGGAACACUAGUUGCAAUUUUGAUGUUCAGAAUUGUAGUACUAUUCGACAUUUGAGAGUCCAGUCCAAUGGAAAGGAUCAUCCAACCAUUCCAAGAAGUGUUGCUCAAAGGUUGCAUUCUUUGUUUUCAGAUGUUGAUGUUUUUUGUAGCAUGGCAUCAGAUCUCAAAAGCUUGCGAUCCAUGAAAUUAAUGGCAGAUCAGAAUAAGAAGUUGCCGACUUCUCUCGGCAAAUUGAAACAUUUGAAGUACCUUGAUAUCUCAAGAGCUUAUGUAACAGUAGCACCAAAAACCUUCUCUAAGCUCUAUAAUUUGCAAACUUCAAAAUUUCUCGAUUGUGGUCCCAAUGGCAUAGCAAAUCUCAUCAGCUGGAGGCAUAUCUAUUCUAUUCAUCCACAUGAUAUAUCUAUCAUGCAGUUAACCUCCCUUCGAACAUUAUCACACUUUGUUGUCGGCACAAAAAGGGGAUUCCAGAUUGAAGACCUUGGAUGCUUAAGCCAACUUGAAGGAAAACUAGGGAUUUUGAAGCUUGAACAUGUAAGAUCCAAAUUAGAAGCCUCUAAAGCAAACCUGAAAGAAAAGACAAAAUUGCAUCAAUUGACAUUACAUUGGAGUAGUGACGAUGAAAGAGCAGUCAACAACAACAAUGAUGAAGAGGUUCUAAAAGGCCUUCAACCUCAUUCAACUUUGAAAAGCCUCACUAUUAAUGGUUAUAAAGGAAAGAUGUUCCCAUCUUGGAUGGGGAAUGAUAUCAAUAGUUCUGGUCCUUCAUUCCUUCUUUACAACAUGGUGGAGUUGCAGUUAAUUAAUUGUGAUGAGUGCACGUGUAUUCCGAGUUUGGGACUAUUGCCUAGUCUCAAGGUUCUUUGCAUUGAAAGAAUGGAAAAUGUUAGAGGAAUGGGUCACAAGCUUCAGCUCGGUGGAGCAGAAUCAAUCAGAUUGUUCCCAGCUUUGAAAACACUCGCCGUAUGUGACAUGGAAAGGCUAGAGGAAUGGGUUGAAGUUGUAGAGGAUGCAGCUGCAGGGAGCCAAGGUGUGAUCGUGUUUCCUUGCCUUGAGAGGUUGCUGAUUUCUGAAUGUCCUUUGUUGAAGACUUGGUCGAUGGGUGGAUUUUCGUCUCAUCACAAGCUCUCCGAGCUGCUAAUAGAACACUGUUCGAGUCCGACGGCUAUCCCUAGUUUAGAUGGCCUCUCAGCUCUUGAGAAAUUAGAGUUAUUCUCCUGUGAUGGAUUAACAAGUCUACCAAUCGGGCUUGGAUCCUGCAUCUCUCUUCAGUUGUUGGAAAUUAACGGAUGCCAAAAUCUGAACUCCAUUACAAGUAUAAAUGGGCUCACAUCUCUUGAAAGACUCAACCUUAUUUGUUGCGAUGGAUUAACGUGUCUUCCAAUUGGGCUAGACUCUUGCAUUUCUCUUCAGUUGUUGACAAUUUUCCAAUGCCAAAAUCUGAACUCCAUUCCAAGUAUGAAUGGGCUCACAUAUCUUGAAAGACUCUACCUUACUUCUUGUGAUGGAUUAACGUGUCUUCCAAUUGGGUUAGACUCUUGCAUUUCUCUUCAGCAGUUGGCAAUUAGAAGUUGCCCUAAUUUGAUUUCCAUUCCAGAAGAUAUCGGGAAAUUGCAUUCUCUCAAUGUUCUUAGAAUCAUAGAAUGCGAAAAUCUAAGGAGCAUUUCAGGGGAGUGGCUAGCUAGCCUCACUUGCUUGAAGGGGUUACACCUUGGUCCUUUCUGGUCGGAGUUGGAGGAUUUUCCUGGACUAACUUCCAUUCAUAAACUCCACGCCUCCCUUGAAAAAUUGGAAUUGUAUGGAUGGGAUACACUAGAGUCUCUGCCACAUCAGCUUCAACAUCUCACUGCCCUCAAGGAAUUGACGUUAUUGAAGUUCAAUGGCCUGGAAGCUUUGCCAGAGUGGUUGGGAGACCUCUCUUCUCUUCACAGGUUGGUAAUUUGGAGUUGUCCUAAUUUGACUCAUCUGCCUUCUAUUGAAGCCACGCGACGCCUCUCCAACUUACAAUAUCUUGGCAUUCGACAUUGUCCCAAAUUGAAGAAAAGUUGCGCCAAAAAGAGGAGCCCUGAAUGGUCCAAGAUCUCCCACAUUCCCAAUAUUAGAAUCCAUUACAAGAACGUGCAGGGCGAAUGCAAAUUUUCCAUGGGGAGUGAUUCUAAAUAUUUAUGAAUCUGCUCAGGCCUCAGAGUUCAUCCAAAGCUAGCAAUCUACUUUUCCUGUUCUGAAACCAAAAAAAUUUAUCAUGAUGACUGGAGGGUGAUUUUCACAAUGGGGACCCAACCAGAUGAGUGGUCCUCUCUGAGUGUCUAAACCAGAGUUUCUCUAGGUUAGAGAUUAUGGUGUUUUUGAAUUUGCUACUUUGCUGACUGUUAAUGAUCGAAUCUGGAGUCUGGACUCCUUACAACUUUGUGAACUACAUUCUGAGAAAAUCUUUUCCCUUUGACAAGAGCACUGCAGCUUCACUAGUAUAAAUGAUGGUGGUAGUCCUUUCAGUUUUUCUUGGAAUUUAAAGAUCUUGGUGCCAUAGUUUAUGUGUACACACAUUUUGCAGUAGUGAGGAUUCCAUUGAAUUUUACUUGGAAUUAACCAAAGGAUCGACUCUUCCACCAUUUCUCAGGCACUUGUGCUUUUAUGGUAGAAUAUCUCUUUCAAUUUCCAACAAAUGAAGAAGAUGGUAUGGCUUUUCAAACCUUUUCUUUGAAUCUAAAACAUAUUAUACCUGGUUUUGAAUAAACUCUUUCUAUAGCUUAGAGUUUGAUGAUGUAAUAAUGGACACGCAAUCAACAAAUGAAGUGAAGAGAAACUGACAAUGAGAUCCCUGUGCACCAAGUGAUUGUUGGUAAAGUGGUCUCAAUAGCAUCAAUUUGGUUAUGAUAGAACUCUAACUUUGGAUUUAUCAAACAAUGGCUUGAUCAGAGAAGUGCAAAAUUUCUGUCUCAGCUAGUCUUAUUGAAGAAAAUGUUAAAUCAAAGUUUAGCUUGUUAGCAAUUCUAUUUCAGUGGGAGCUUCUGAUAUAUUCGUUGUCUUCAUACUCUGCUAAUAUCUAGGAGGAAAUGGGGAAUGCAAUGAAAACAGAAUGAGGGGAGCUGGAAUUCAGUAUAUUUCAGUGUUCAUCAAAGCUGAAAAACAUUUUCGAGGAUGCAUGUAGCAGUUUCAUUUUGAUUCAUGUCUUGAAACAGAUUCAACAAGAUUAUAUGCUUCACUUUCCAAAAUGCGAGGAGCAGUUGGAGAUAGAGAAUGUGAACAAGAAAAAAAAAAAAUGCCAAAAGAAAAGUGCCUCUGUUCUUUGUCUUGGAAAAGCUGUGGUGGAAAUUCACUGAGGCCCAUAGGGUGUCUUCAAGCAUAUGUGUUUCAUUAUCCGAACCUGUACCUAUUUCAUUCUCAUUUGUUCUCAAUUUUCUUCUUGUAUAAUUUGUUUUCUCUCUUUCUUUGUG
Messenger RNA from Rubroshorea leprosula, 5903 nucleotides. The record is from the annotation of a GenBank genome assembly. Lineage: Eukaryota; Viridiplantae; Streptophyta; Magnoliopsida; Malvales; Dipterocarpaceae.